UUAUUUGCGGUUUAUUUACUUUUAAAGUAAUAAGUAAAGAAAAAGCAUAAUUUAAAUUUGUGGCAUUUAAUUGAAUCAAAAAUGGAAGAGACCGAGUCCGAAAACGUGACCAGUACGCUAUCUCACGACGACUUGCUCGAAGUUACGAAGUCUACUGUGUGUACUUUACUCAGUUGUGAUCCUUUGCUUGCCGAUUUGCCAACUGAUAUUAUACUAGAAGAAAUCCUUGCUCAGAUUGCAGUUGAACAUGGGCAAUCUAUUACAAUUUACAUAUCACGAGAGGAUGAACCAACUUUGAAAGUUAUUGUCCCCCAGAAUGCUUCAGUAAGGGAUCUCAAAAAGGCUGUUGCCAGGCAUUUUGAAAUCUACCAACAAAGGACUGGCAGCAAAGUGAAGAUCUCCUGGAAAUAUAUCUGGAAAACCUACAAUUUGUGCUUUGACUCACUUGUGUUGGACAAUGAUAAUAGCACCAUUGAAGACUAUGGGGUUACCAAUAAAGUGACACUGACUUUCAAGAAGAGGAGAAAGAAAACUAAGAAAUUUUCAUAGUAUCAUAUAUUUUCUAAGUUUAAAAUAUACGCUUAUAGAUAUUCCACAUGACAUGACACUUGUUAUAUAAUCUUAAACAUAAUAUCCCAUUCCUUUAAUCAAAAACAUAAUGUAUGUCACAAAAUAAUAAUAAUUGUUUAACCCUUUAACCGCCAGAGUCUGAUAUAUAAGACAUUACAUAUCCAGCUCAUUUCGCCACAGUCUGAUAAAUAAGACAAAGAUCUGAUUUGGUUUUUACAGCACAUUUAUAACUCCCGUAACUAUGCCAACCUUACUGUGCGUGGUACAAUUACUGUCGGUGGCGACACGAGCACGCUCGAUCAAAAAUCGCUGGCGGUUAAAAGGUUAAAAGUACUAAUUCCACUCUUCAAUGAAGUUGCUACAUGUGUACUAUUUAGUACUUACUAUUCUGUGAUCCUUUUUUUAUCCAAUAAUAGUUUAAUUUUACUUAAUAACAAAAAGCUUAG
Molecule: messenger RNA, 1016 nt
Organism: Cydia fagiglandana
Lineage: Eukaryota; Metazoa; Arthropoda; Insecta; Lepidoptera; Tortricidae
Product: U11/U12 small nuclear ribonucleoprotein 25 kDa protein-like
Exons: 3
Coding region: 82-549 (155 amino acids)
Biological process (GO): mRNA splicing, via spliceosome
Cellular component (GO): U12-type spliceosomal complex
Source: RefSeq, a predicted model, not a curated record